AUGUUCGCCAAAAGCCUCGUUGGUCUCACUUCCAUUGCAAGCGCUGCGUGUAUCAUAGCCGCUGUUGGUUUCGUCGGUUAUCUGCUCAAUGACAUCAACACAUUUUACGACAAAGCCCAACAGGAACUAAGCGAUUUCAAGCUACACGCAAACAGUGCGUGGGACCACAUGAUGCACUCAUUGGAACAGGACCACAUCCGUGAAGCUCGAGGAGUGUUCCGUCGCAAAAAGAAACAAAUCGGGGCAUCAUGCAACUGUGCUGCGGGACCCAAUACUUGCCCGCCAGGACCAGCUGGACCGCCAGGGCAACCAGGAGCUCCAGGAGAAGAUGGCGCACCAGGAAACGCUGGAACGCCAGGUAACGGUGGACUAGGUAUAGGGCGCGGAAACGAUGCUGGAUGCAAUAAGUGUCCUCCAGGCCCUGCUGGGGCUUCUGGAGCACCAGGAGCACCAGGACCAGCAGGACCUGAUGGACAACACGGCGUUCAAGGUCAGAAAGGAAACGAUGGAUAUCCUGGAGGACCGGGGCCACUGGGUGAUGCAGGAGCUCCAGGACAACCUGGACAGCCAGGUUAUUCUGGUCCACCGGGACAGAAUGGAAAGAAAGGACAAGGAAAACCUGGAUCACCAGGACCAGCAGGGCCAUCGGGCGCCCCCGGACAGCCUGGCCAGGAUGGACAGGCUGGAGGCCCUGGACAAUCUGGUCAACAAGGACCCCAGGGACCUGCUGGAAAUCCAGGAGCACCUGGAAAUGAUGGUGUUCCAGGAGGACCUGGUGGGCCAGGUCUGCCUGGAAAGGAUGCGGCUUAUUGUCCUUGUCCUCCUCGUAGUUCUGACCUUCCCGCAGCCGACACGCCUCAAGGCUAUGCCAACGACGGUGGGAAUACAGGAUACAGUAGACGCCGUGCCGCAGUAAGAAAGUUUAGGAAGCUCCGCAGAGCCAAAGCGGCUUAA
Molecule: messenger RNA, 954 nt
Organism: Necator americanus (New World hookworm)
Lineage: Eukaryota; Metazoa; Nematoda; Chromadorea; Rhabditida; Ancylostomatidae
Exons: 2
Coding region: 1-954 (317 amino acids)
Molecular function (GO): structural constituent of cuticle
Source: RefSeq, a predicted model, not a curated record